This is a messenger RNA of Protopolystoma xenopodis, 2586 nucleotides long. The record is from the annotation of a GenBank genome assembly. NCBI's taxonomy places the organism in Eukaryota, Metazoa, Platyhelminthes, Monogenea, Polystomatidea, Polystomatidae.
UGCCGCCAAGAGGCCACUUGGCCGCCCUACCGGACACAGACGCUGACGCGCUCCAGUAGCGGUCGUCUUAGUCCCUAUCUGUUCGCCGUCGGCCCGUCGAGUCCCAACGAGCGAACCCGGGCACGAGUCCCGUCGUCGCCGUCUUCGUUCGCACUGCACAGGCGGGCGCAUUUCUCGCCUCGACACAGUCUGCCCGUCGGCGUCGCCAAGUCGACGGGCCGUCGACGCGCCAGUCUCAGUCCGCCCACCUCGAGGUGGGGCCUUCGCAAUCGAGCUCCGUCGGCCUCCAUGACGACGGGGUCUCCGUCGCCUCGGCCGUCCUGUUCGCCUCCUCCGCCCUACCGGACGCAAAGUCUGACGGCCUGGUCGGCCGAACGAUCGGGACGAACACCGACGGGCCGACGAGUUCGAGCCGCUCGGACCGUCGGCACAUGCGUGUCGCCGCAAGUCAAGACGACCUCAUGUGGUUGGCCCAUGUCGGAGCGUGGUCUCGUCAAGGGCCGCAACUCGUUGCCGAGCCGGCCCAGUUGUGAGGCCUGUCCGCGCGAAGCGUGCCAGAGCUCGAGGCUCUUCUGCCCGGCCGAGGUCUCCUCUUCCACCGAAGCGCUCACCGUCGACUUGGCGGCGAUCCAGCGCUCUCGCGAUCGUCACGAUUGGCGUCGACUGGCCAGUCGCAUCGGCCACGAGCGUCGUUGUUUCCACGAGGCGCGUGGCAGUUGGUCGCCGACGCCCAGUCCGCCGAGGGAGACUCGAAACGAUCUGGAAGAACUGACCGAAACGGAGAUUCGAGAGUGUGUCUUGCGCAAGGAUCGUCUCAGUCCUGUCCGGCCCAUCCUCACCUGGCGCGACCAGCAACGGUCGGCUCGAGCUGCCAGAAGCCGAUUUCGAGGCCCCGCAGGUCUGGCAGGGCCGAGCCGGCGAGACGUCGAGACGAUGACUUGGCGCACGCAUGAACCUGUCGGUUUGAGGUGUCCCGACAGACGACCGGAACUCGAGGACUCGUCUGCCGGUCGAGUGGACGCCAGCUCGAUUGCGCAGGAUUUCACGGCGAAAAAGCACUUUUUCGAGGAGAUGUCCAAAUUCAACCGACUUGUGCCCAGUUGCUCCUUCUGCCCCUGUUGCUACCACUGCCCCAGAGAGUCGCAACGCCAUGGCAACAGGUCUCCCCAUCCCGAGCUGGCCGCCGGUCGGCUGGAUCACUGUGCCGGUGGCGACGAAUGCGGCGGUCCGAGUCGCGGCAGGCCUAACUGCCGCGAACCCGAUGCACGUCUGUCCAAGCCGGCCGUCGAGUCGUUUCGGCCGAGCGGCGCUCGGGCCGGUUUGCCUCGACCCGUCGGUUGGUUCGACUCCGAGACGCCACGAGACGUCGGCUAUUUCACCGACUCCGGCGCCGCGUCUGCUCCCGGGCCGGGCUGGUCGGGCCUGUCCGCCGGCCCCGUCGCCACGCAACCGGAACGGCCGCCACGCUCGGGACUCGAACUACUACCAGCAGUUCGCAAUCCCACCCUCUCGGCCGGCCUCCACGGCCCCUGGCCGCAACAGUACGCCUUGAGCAGCUACAUUUGCGCCAACAACGGCCCUCUUCUCCCACCCUCCGUCAACUAUCCGCCUCAAACGGACUCGAACAACCAUCUCAGCAACCAACAGAGUCGAGCCGCCGUCAGCAACUCCAACCUGACGCCAAUUGAGCGCUACUUCAACGAACCCCUCGUCGCACACUCCAGACAACAGAGUCUACAACAGCAUCAACAUCAUCAUCAGCAUCAGCAUCAGCAUCAACAGAAGCAGCAGUACCGUUGCGGGCCAAUGCCAAGUGUGGCGCCCAGUCCGAAGCCGUACGUGCCGUUUGCUCAAGUCGCCUCUGAAUGGCCCCCCCUGCCGCUCAGAGAGCCCGACAACAUAACCUCGCUCGUCUCGCUCAACUACGGUUACCCACCGAUACAGAAGACCUGCGGCUCGGGUUAUUCAACCGUGUCGACCGCUGCCUGUUGCCAGGGUGACAGUGGUACAGAUUUAUCACCGCAAGGUAAUGCACCUCGUGAUCGACCAUUCAAACGAACUACGCCUUAUCCUCUCAACUGUUGGCCCGUUCGCCUCGAGGAUGUAUCGCAUGGCAACUCGAGACAUUCAUUAUCGCCCCCCUCCAGGGCGCAGCUAAUCCGAUCCCCGUUGUCGGGUGUCCCAAUGGAAGACUUUGACACGGCCACUUCCGACCGAAGAUUGAACCAGCCCAUCUCCCAACGCUCCAGCCUUCGCAGCACUUCACCGACUCAUCUGCCCUACCUGCAGACAGCCAUGCCUACGGUGGACAGUAGUUGGGAGGCCGACAAACAGCUGACUUUCACGAGUCUUCGGCAACAACGGCAUGGUCUGACGAACCAAGAGGCUGAUCUCACACAUCAGCACAUGUCGUCUGUCGGAAGUGUACGCCGGCUGGUCAGAGAGUUGAAUGAGAAGACGGCUGACCCGGGAGAGAUGUCGGCGACAACUGCUUCGGAAAAAGACGGCUCCUCACAUCACCGUCUGAGACGCUGCCAUAGUGAUAGAUUUUCUUAUCAUGCCCCGAACCGGCUGCAUCCAUUUUAA